This is a messenger RNA of Juglans microcarpa x Juglans regia, 1018 nucleotides long. RefSeq lists its product as uncharacterized. Bases 163 to 738 code for a protein of 191 amino acids. The record is from RefSeq and is a predicted model, not a curated record. NCBI's taxonomy places the organism in Eukaryota, Viridiplantae, Streptophyta, Magnoliopsida, Fagales, Juglandaceae. The transcript has a single exon.
UGCUUUCCUUCUUCCACCGUGAGAUACUCUUCAAGUUACUCUAUCAAUCAAGUGUUAGAGCUCACUAACUUCUGAUCUGCAAAGCUCAAAACACCAACUUUUUCCUAUAUCUUCCUUAGGCUCUCUCUCUAUCUGUCUCUUAGAAGCUUUGUAUCGAGUAUCAUGGCACCUCAUGGAGAGGCUAUUGCUAGCCCUUACAGCAGGAGCAACAACUUCUCCAAGCCGCCAAGGCUCUCUUCGGCUAGCCUUCAACGAACGGUAUCAGAUAUUUCAUUCGAACUUAGCAAGGAAGCGAUUGAUUUAGAAGCAGUACUCCCUCCAAUUUCCGAGGUUGAAGAUGCAAAAUGCGAAUGCUGUGGCAUGUGCGAGGAGUGCACGCCGGAGUACAUUGACAAGGUGCGCAACAAGUUCUUCGGAAAGUGGAUAUGUGGGCUUUGUGCCGAGGCAGUGAAGGAAGAGGUGGAGAAAAAUGGAGGGAAGAGAGAGGAGGCUUUGGGUUCACAUAUGAGUGCAUGUGUUAGGUUUAACAAAUUUGGAAGGGCUUAUCCAGUUUUGUUCCAAGCUGAGGCCAUGAGGGAGAUGUUGAAGAAAAGCAAAUUGGAAGGGAGAGGCGUGAGAGCCAAGUCUAUUAGUCCUAGGGACAAAGGAGCUGGGCAAAAGAAGGGUGGGAUCGCUCGGAGUUCAAGUUGCAUUUCGGCAAUUACGAGGGAGAUGAAUGAUCUCACCAUGGCCAAGUGAGUCACCAGCAAGCUUUUAUACAUCUCUAUGGAAGGACAUGCACGAUUCUAUCUAUACUACUUAUGAGCAUGUAAUUCCCUCCUCUUUAUUUUGCCAAAAAGUAUAUUUCGUUCUCCCUCCAAACCUUUUCACUAAAGCCCUAGCUAAUAUUAGGAUUUUGCCUAGAAGAUCCUAAUGUCUUCCCUUAUUUCCUAAGUAUGUUCUUUGAUCAUAUAUAUAUAUAUAUAUAUAUAUAUAUAUAUAUAUAUAUAUAUAUAUAAAUAUAGUUUUUGUGGACCAA